UAUACAGUGACCGGAGAGGAUCCAAACCUAUACAUAAGUGGGAAUCUCAAUAGCAUCCAUGAGUAUUCAGUUCUUAAGUCGUGACUGUACUUAAAAAACCUUAAACCCCCCUCAAAGUGGUAACCACCAAGGCUUAUUACCUCCUCCCUAAAACCCUAAUUUUCAGUGACACAGCUUUCUUUGCUCUUUAAAUUCUAUUUCGCCUUGAUCAUUCUUUCUUCAAUAAGGAUCAAAGAUGUCCAAGAAUAAACCUGAACCAGAUUCAAAUCAAAACCCUAGAGUGACCUGGGAAGGUUGUAGUGUCUUGCUCGACAUCAACGAUGGCGACCGUUUGGUUUUCGCUCGUCUCACAGCCGGCUCGACAUUGAAAAUUGGGAACAAGAAUUGUUCUCUUCAGCCUUUGAUUGGUUGCCCCUUCGGUUCUUUGUUUGAAUUAGAGAAUGGAAGGGAAGGUCCGUGCUUAUCUCGCGUUAUUCCCAUUAAUGAAGGUAAAGGGGAUUGUCAAAUAAAAGAGGAGUCCAAAGACAACCGGGCAUUAGUUGAUAAUAAUACAGCCCAAAGUCUUACUGGUGAAGAAAUAGAUGAGAUGAGGAGACAGGGUGCCACUGGGGAUGAAAUAGUUGAAGCUCUCAUUGCUAACAGCGCAACGUUUGACAAGAAAACAUCAUUCUCACAAGAGAAAUAUAGACUAAAGAAGCAAAAGAAAUAUGCACCUAGAGUACUCUUGAGGCGUCCUUUUGCACGAAGUAUAUGUGAGGCAUACUUCAAGAAGUAUCCUGCCAGAAUUGGGUUCUUGAGAGUGGACACUCUAUCUCUUCUGCUUUCCAUGGCUAAUGUCACCACAUACUCUGAUGUCCUUGUGGUGGAUAUGGUUGGUGGUAUUCUUACUGGAGCUGUUGCUGAACGUUUGGGAGGUACAGGUUGUGUGUGCAAUACCCAUCUUGGAGUUACACCAUAUCCUAUUGAUAUAGUAAGGAUUUUCAACUUAAGUAAUGAAAUUUGCAAAAGGAUUGUGCAGUCUCCACUCACGGAACUUUGUUCAGGUCAAAAUGGGGUUUCUGCCCAAAUUGGCCAACCUGAAGCUGUCUGUAAUAUCAAAAGUCAGUCAAAUGAAGAAAUGUUAUCUUCGUCUUCUCUUUCACAUUCACUCAAUAUGGGUGAAACUGCACUUUCUUCUGAACAUGGGUCAUUGAAUUCUAUUUCUGAGACUGCAGCAUCUCCAGUUAUCAAAGCAUGCAAAGCUACAAAAGCUGGAGAGAAGGCUUCACAAGAGGCCAUUAACAUUUGGAGAGAGAAUGGUUUUUCCAGCCUAAUAGUUGCAGCUCCGGACCUGGAUGCUUGGAGCAUUGUAAAAGAACUCAUCCCACUUCUAUCAUUUUCAGCUCCCUUCGCAAUUUUUCAUCAAUAUAUUCAGCCUCUUGCAACAUGCAUGCACAACCUGCAGCUUGGGAAAAUGGCAAUUGGCUUGCAAAUUUCAGAACCUUGGCUUCGUGAAUAUCAGGUCCUUCCAUCAAGAACCCAUCCACACAUGCAGAUGAGUGCUUUUGGUGGAUAUAUUCUAAGCGGUACUAGAAUAUGUAAGGACGAUCAGCUCAAACAGAAGUAAUUCCUCGGCAUUUUCCCAUUUUCUGACCGCUCAAACAGAAGUAAUUCCUCGGCAUUUUCCCAUUUUCUGACCUUCUGAUUGGUUCAUGUCAAGAAGCAAAAAUCUGUUCCCCUAAUGGAUGGUUGCUAACUAAUAAUAUCUCAAUUAGAAUUGUACACUAGUUAUUUGUUUGCAAAUUUUGGAUUGUUCUCGUCUGAGCAAAUAAAAUUGUCAUAAAUGGUGUUGUAACAUUGUUCUUUAAUUAUUUUAUUUUUAUUUAAAUUAAUUUUUCAUUGGCAGUGGCUAAAAUCUGUUUUCUGUGCCAAUUUUAUGUAACAACUGGUGGAUCUCCUAUUAUGGUCAUAAUGAUUCUUAUGUGGAUGUUGAUCAUUUGAAGUCCGUCCUUAAUUCUCAAA
Messenger RNA from Cornus florida, 2001 nucleotides. RefSeq lists its product as uncharacterized. The transcript has 13 exons. Gene Ontology annotation, biological process: tRNA methylation. The record is from RefSeq and is a predicted model, not a curated record. Lineage: Eukaryota; Viridiplantae; Streptophyta; Magnoliopsida; Cornales; Cornaceae. Gene Ontology annotation, cellular component: nucleus; tRNA (m1A) methyltransferase complex. Bases 236 to 1606 code for a protein of 456 amino acids.